Messenger RNA from Naegleria fowleri, 1143 nucleotides. RefSeq lists its product as uncharacterized. The record is from RefSeq and is a predicted model, not a curated record. The transcript has a single exon. NCBI's taxonomy places the organism in Eukaryota, Heterolobosea, Eutetramitea, Acrasida, Naegleriidae. The coding region runs from base 1 to 1143 and encodes 380 amino acids.
AUGCCCUCACGGUCCACCUUCUCCAUGCCGACGAAGAGUUGUACAAACAAUGACGGUGGAGAUGAUCAAACUAUUUUUCCUUCAACAGGUCACGAGAUAAAUAACAAGGAAUUUCAAGGUCAUGGUCAAUUCUCUCUCUUUGAGGAUAGGGAUCAUACACUGAGGUACUCUGUGUACCGACCAAAAUAUCCCAAAAGAAUGUAUGAAGAACAUGUCUUUACAAAGAGUGUUUCGUCGAUGCAUGCACAUGUGAAUCGAGUGAUGAAUGAGAACUGUGAUCAUGAAGAAUCUCAAACUCAGCCAUCGCCAAACAUAGACUCAUUGUUGAAAACAGUGAAGCAUUGGAUUGCUCUUGAUGUUGGGUGCGGCAGUGGACAAGCAACUUUUGAUUUGUCACUUUAUUGUAAAUAUGUUAUUGGAGUUGAUCCAUCACAAAAUCAAAUAUCCAUUGCUCGAAGGCACUUGAAAGAAAGUCAUCAUGCUUGGAACAAUGUGGAAUUUGAGGUUGGUGUUGCAGAAAAUUUGGAAUCGCUCGCAAGAAAAUACAAAUAUCUAAUUGAGGGAAAUGAACAAACUAAUCAUGUGGAUGAAGCAUCGAAAGAAAAUGUAAAUGAUGAAAAUUUGGAGAUUUUUGACCUGAUUGUCUCCAGUUCAAGCUUGCAUUGGUUUGAUUUUGAAAAGUUCUUUCACAGUGUUGACAGAGUUCUAAAGAAAGGAGGUAAUCUUGUUUCGUGGUGUUAUGGUCUUCCUAAUUUUGAGAGUGAACUCGCUCAACAAUCACUCCUCGAGUUUUAUCACUGUGAAGCAUUGAAAGGUUGUUGGACAGAACGAAGAUUUCAUAUUGACACAGAAUACAAAUAUAUUCCUCACAUUCCAUAUCCACAAAAUAAGGAAUAUGUGGUUCACACCAUUUCCCAAACACUCACUUUGGAUCAAUUCAUUGGUUACAUUGGUACUUGGAGUGCAUUAAACAUCUAUAUCGAAAAGCACGGAAAAGAGAAGUGUAAAGAGUUGCUAAAUGAUUUUAGGACCAAACUGAGACACGCUCUGUGUAAAGACAAUGAAAGUGGUGAAGAAGACUCGAUACGUUUUGAGAUUCAUCUGCCUGUAUGGAUAAUAAAAACAUGGAAACCCUAUUUCUGA